ACUCAGGGGUCAGGGCAUCACUGGUCUCGCGUGCGCGUGACCAGGCCCGGUUUCCGGUGCCAGGACCUUUCCGAAGCGUCGAGUGGCCUAACGGUCACAGCUGUCGCCCAUCGGAGAGGCAGGACUACUGCGAGCAGUUUUACCGCGACCUCCGGAGGCCGGCGUGACAGGCUCUGUCACUAAAAUAGGUCUGUCCAGUCGUACUUUUUCCUCACCUUGAACUUUCCGUCACGGGAAUACACGAUUUGGCUUAGGGGCCGGGGCUCUCCUGAGGAGAGAGGGUUUGCUUUGCGGGGAAGAGCGAGUCUUGACUUCGCAGCCUCCAAUUUCAGCCGCGGUGUGGAGGGGGGUGCUUUGGGUGGUCCCCACAGCCUUUCCGGAGUGCCCGCGCGUGUAAGCUUUUGAGAUUUGACAAUUUGUGAAGUGCUUGGUGCUGACUUUCGGGGACGACAGGAUCCUUUUACAGUCAUUCUCCUGUCAGGGGAGGCAGGUGGGGAGCGAGGAAGGAUCCAGAUUUCGUUAACAGAGCUUUGAGUUUAAAGAAUUGACAAACUCCCGAGUUGAUUUCCUGUCAGACCUUUUGCGGUUGAGACAUAGAGUCUGAGGCUUUGAUGGUAACCGCGUUUGAUUUAGAGACAGACUGUGCAGCUUCGCUGUUUUAUUGUAAAUACGUAAAUGAGGAGGAAGAGAAAAACGUAGGGUGUUGGGAGCAGAGGCGGGAGGCGGGAGAUCCUGCGAAAUCGGAGUCCCUUUGGAGUGGGGGAGGCCGUCGAGGCGUGCGAGGGCCCGGCCCCCUUGCCGCGUGGUCGUUAACAGGAAAGGCCCUGAUUUGGUUGGUGGCGGAUCGCGUCCCUCCCUCCUCUCCCCGGCUCUCCCCGAGUGCGGCAAACUGGCUUCAGGUUGACUAAAAGAUAGCGAUUUUCCAAGCAGCUUUGCCGCGCGGUGUUUUCUAAAGCGGGGCGUGGGCUGGGUGCCCUUUUGGGCCUCACUUGUCCGGCCUGCGGCAAGUGCUGGGCGAUGGGAUGCGGUUCUGGCGGCAAAGGAAGGGCUGCCUUUGAGAGUCCCGCAGGAAGGUUUAGAAAGUGAUUGUUCUUAAAACAAACAGAGCGUUUUGCUGUGUGUUCCUCAAAGUGGUCCCGGUGGGAGUGGCGCCUCAUUGUGAGCUGUGCCUUAUCUGAUGAAUUAAUGGCAGGUGAAAGCCUUGCGCCUCCGGAGCGAAUAUUUACGACUUUUGAAAAUGUCUUUAAUGUCUAAAAAAAGUCUUUUAGAAAAUCAGACGGCCUCUUGUUCUUAUGUUAUCAAGAGUUUAGAUUUCUGUGGUAAAUAUAAGUGAGUUUCAUUUUAAGUAAACUCAUUUUACGAGAUUUGAGAUUUGAAAGUGAAAUUAAUUAAUUUUGCACAAUCUAGCCUUGGGCUCUGAGAAAAUGUUGUAAAGCUGUAAUUAAUCUUGUGGGACGAAGUGAAAAGGAACUAAAGUGUAUGGUGUAAUGAAUAGUUUAAAUUUCUGUGGUAAAUACAAGUGAGUUUCAUUUUAAGUAAACUCAUUUUUAUGGGAUUUGAGAUUUAAAAGUGAAAUUAAUUAAUUUCGCACAAUCUAGUCAUGGUUGGGCUCAGAAAAUGUUGUAAAGUUGUGAUUUAUCUUAUGGAAAGAAGUGAAAAGGAAUUAAGGUAUAUGGUGUAAUUAAGAGUUUAAAUUUCUGUGGUAAAUGCAAGUGAGUUUCAUUUUAAGUAAACUCAUUUUUACGGGAUUUGAGAUUUAAAAGUGAAAUUAAUUCAUUUUGCACAGUGUAGUCAUGGUUGGGCUCUGAGAAAAUGUUGUAAAGCUGAAAUUAUUUAUCUUGUGGGAAGAAGUGAGAAGAAACUAAAAUGUGUGGUAUUAUCAAGAGUUUAGAUUUCCGGGGUAAAUAUAAAUGAGUUUCCUUUAAACUCAUUUUUGUGGAAUUUGAGGUUUAAAAGUGAAAUUAAUUUUGUAGAAUCUAGUCAUGGUUGGGCUCUGAGAAAAUGUUGUAAAGCUGUAAUUUAUCUUGUGGGAAAAAGUGAAAAGGAACUUAAAUUUAUGGUGUUAUCAAGAAUUGGCCAGGCGCGGUGGCUCACACCUGUAAUCCCAGCACUUUGGGAGGCCGAGGUGGGCAGAUCACUUGAGGUCAGAAGUUCGGGACCAGCCUGGCCAACAUGGUGAAACCCAGUCUUUACUAAAAGUACAAAAAUUAACUGGGCAUGGUGGUGCAAGCCUGUUACGCUAACUACUCGGGAGGCUGAGGGAGGAGAAUUGCUUUAACCCGGGAGGCAGAGGUUGCAGUAAGCCGAGAUCAUGCCACUGCACUCCAGCCUGGGUGACAGAGUAAGACUCUGUCUCAAAAAAAAAAAAAAAAAAAAAAGAAAUUUAGAUUUCUGUGGUAAAUAUAAAUGAGUUUCAUUUUAAGUAAACUCAUUUUGUGGGAUUUGAGAUUUAAAAAUGAAAUUAAUUUUGCACAUUCUAGUCAUGGUUGGGCUCUAAGGCAAUGUUGUAAAGCUGUAAUUGUUUGCCUUAUGGGAAGAAGUGAAAAGGAAUUAAAAUUUAUGGUGUGUCUACUAUGAACCAGGCAUGAUGCUGAGAGUUUAACUGUGUAAUUUUUGGCCUAAAUAGCCCUGUGAAGUAGAUAUUAUUCCAACUUUACAGGUUAGAAAAUUUGAGGCACAGAGAGGUGAAAUAUUUGCCUAAAGUGAAACGGCAAAUUUGGCAAUUUGGACUUGGAUUCAAGUGUUUAUAACUAAAGCCCAGCUCCUUGCAUCAUACCCUGGUACCUAAAAGACAUAAAAACUCACUUCAGGUGCAAUGUGAAUGAAAAUGACGUUAUGACCCAGGCUUGUUGUCUAUGUGCUCCUUGAGAAAUAGUUCUGUUGGAUAGAUGCGGUCAAUACUCAAAAGCCCUUGCUAUCUUUGCCAUGCAUUACUCUAAGCACUUGACAUGUAUUAAUUUAAUCCUCACGAUUCCGUGAGGUAUGUGCUAUUAUCAUUCCCAUUUUACAGACAAAAAAAAAAAAGGAUUUAAGUAAGUUGUUCAACUUACUUACACAGCUAGUAUGUGGGGGAGGUGGGACCCAAACCCAGGUAUUCUGACCACAAGCCUAAGGUCUUAAUGCUGUUUGAUGCUGCCUCUCAUGUAACCAGAUAUGUGUGACAGUUGCCGUAGAAGUAUUAAAGUGUGAGUGUUAUUGUAGUUCAGGGAAAGCCGUGUCACAUCCACAUGGGAUGAUCAUUGGCAUGGUGCCCUUGCUUUUUGGAGGUGAAACUUGAAGUAAGCCUUGAAGUUGAAUAGAUUCUCCUAGGCGGAGACACAACAGGGUAUUAUGGACGGAGGGCAUAACAGGAGCGAGAAGCUCAAAGAGUGAAAGAUUGGUGUUGAUUUGUAUAUGUACCAGAGAUGUAAACAUGUUGGGAGUCCAGUGGUGGACUCACUGCACAGUGCUCCUGUGUCUAACUACAGCCAAAUUUUGACAACAUUGUUAUUAAUCCAAAUAGGGAGUUCUCUGUUCUCUGGAUGUAAGAGCUUGUAACCAUUGUCUGCAAACUUGCCUGAAACAGGCUACACAGUAAAUAUUUUAGGCUUAGAACUGCUGUCCCCAGUCUUUUUGGCACCAGGAACCGGUUUUGGUUUUGUGGAAGACAAUUUUUCCACAGAUGCAGGGACGGGGGAGUGCUAGCGGGGUAUAGUUUCCUAAUGAAACUGUUUCAUAAGGAGAGUGCAACCUAGAUCCCUCGCAUGUGCAGUUCACAAUAGGGUUUGUGCUCCUGUGCGAAUCUAAUACUGCAGCUCAUCUGACAGGAGGCGGAGCUCAGGCGAUAAUCCUUGCUAGCUCCUGCUGUGCUCCUAACAGGCCAAGGACCAGUACCAGGCGGUUGCCCAGGGGUUGGGGACCCCUGGCUUAGAGUAAAGGGGCAAGUGGUAAGAAGUGACCUCUGCGCAGUGGGCGGGGUCCUGAUUAUGGAAGGACCUUGCAGGCCAUGGUAGGAGUUUGGAUUUUACUGUGUUAUUGGUAGCAAAGGUAUACCAGGUGAUUUUAAUAAUGAAGUAAAGUGCAUAGAGUGUGGUGGUAGACUGCACCAUUUACUAGCAAUGGGACCUGGGCAAAUUACUUAAAUCAAGCUUGUCCAACCCGCCUUAUUUUGUUGUUGUCGUCAUUGUUGUUGUUCUGUUUUGUUUUGUUUUAGGCUUUCGGCAGCCUGAAGCUAUGCUUUUUAGUUUCUGUCUCUAGGGAUAAGUGGAAAAGAGGGAUGAGGAAGGGGCUUUCCUGGCCCAACCAGAAACAAACUAAGAACCCAUGACUAUAUUCCCUCCCUUGGACACCCCUAGUAAACGUUCUUUGCUUCAGUUUCCUCAUAAGGAAAAUGAGGACAGUAAUAGAACCUAUCCCACAGGGUUGUCAGUAAUUUAGCAAGAUAGAAUACCUAAUCAAAGAAUCAAAAGAAAGUACAAAUUAAAUUAGAAAUAAUAAUUUUAAACUGUGGUUUUGCUAAAAAUUCUGUAAUUAUGAUGAAAUGAUUAUCCUUCUGGAUAAAAAUAAUUUGUCAAAACAACUCAAGAAAAAGUAGGAUAAUUUGACUAGAUCAUCAACCAUGGAGGAACUUAGAAAAUGUUAUAAAAACUGGACCCAGAGAGUUUUUUUUAUAAAUUCAACCCUUUGAGCACAAAAAUUGUCGUGCGAUGUAAACUUUUUAGAGUAUAGAAAGAGAUGAAAGGCUUCCCAGCUAAUUUUGCAGAGCAAUUUUGAUACCAAGUGUUAAUAAUGUAGCAAUACAACACUGAUUCAUUAAUUGUGAGAAAUAUACCAUCUCACCAAUGUAAGAUCUUAGAAAUAGAGAUGCAAACAAUUUCUAAAUAAAACACCAACAAAUUGAAUGUUGUUGUUUAUAAUCAGCUGGACCCCUCACCCCAAGAACAUUAAGAAAUGUAUUAAUAUGUUGCAUCAGUAGAUCAAAAGAGAAAAGUCACUUAGUCAUCUGAUGCCAAGAAGCUAUUUGGUACUAUGUAUUAUCUGUCCUGGUUUUAAAACUACAUGCAGGACCAGCAGGAUACUACCUUAGUUUAUUUUGGAACAUCUGGCUGACCCCAACAGCCCUCCUUAGUGGGAAGAAGUAGAGGAGAAUUUUCAAACGUGGAGACCUAUCCAUUGUUUCUACCUCUAGGAAUUUAUCCCAUAGAACUACUUGCACAGGUGCAAGACUGUUCUGCAGUGUUCUUUAUAAGAGCAAAACUUUAGAAGUAACUUGAAUAUCUAUGAAUUGGGGGCUGUGUUUAAUAAAUCAUGGCAUAUUUACAAGAUAGAACACUAAGAAGUCGUUACAGUAACUACAGUAGACCUAAAAGUACUGGUUUGGAAAGACUCUUUCCACCACAGGUUAGUUUUGCCUGUUUUUGAGUUUAAUAUCAAUUGAGUCAUAUACUGUACUCUUUUGUUUCUGGCUGUUUUUAAACCCAAGGUUAUGGUUGUGAGAUUCGGCCUUGCUGUAUACAGCAGUAGUUGGUUUAUUCUUAUUGCUGCGAAGUUCCUUUAUAUAAAUAUACCACAAUUUAAUUACUGAUAGCCUGUAUAAGUUUUAUGGUCAGAAAACUCAAAUAGUUUAAAAAGUGAAAUUUGAUUGAAGUUACAGCCCCAAUUAGAGAGGUAUUUUAUAACUUGAUACUUCUAUGCAACAUUAGUCUGCGUUUAUCUAACUCGAGUUAGUUCUCCCAUCUUCUUUAUCCCUUUUGAUUUCUGUCUUUUGGGUUCAUGGUCAUUAGUAUCUCCACUAUAGAAUGAAAGGGAAACAGGAAAGAGAUGAAACCUGAAUCUCUUAAUUGUGCCUCUCAUUACUGCUCUGGUUCAGAAAGGAUAGGGUAGCUCUUUCAUUAACGUACCCUUCCCAGUAACUGUGAUGCAGACAUUCAAAGCAAAUUUCUAGUACAAGAUAUAAUCCGAUACUCUUGCAGCCAGUUUUCUAGUUCCAUAGUAAAGUGACUCAGAGCCAUAACCAAACCUUCCUAAUUUUAGAUUGUUUGGCUUACCUUUCACAUCCACUUAUUUAGGUUUAAUAUAAAAUUUAAUAAGGCAAUCCUAACUUGAAAGUUGAAAUGGACCUUAGAGAUCAUCUCAACUGGUGUUCGAAACCUGGUGGAUGAGGAGGUGGUGUCUCUUGUGGUCCGCCCAGCCCACAUAGUCGGGGGGGACCCAAUCCAGAAUAGACUCCUGGCUUACAUUUUGGAGGCAAUGCUUUCUCCUUAGUCAAGAGCCUUUUGGAGCUCCUUUACAAAAGCAGUUAGCCCUUGCGUUCUCUUGUUCAUUUGUUUCCAGCAUUUACUCUGUAGGCUUUAAGUUACUAAGCAGUCACUUCACAGUUUGUAAUUGUGUUUGAUUUGAUUCUUAUUUCUAGUCAUGAGCAAUAUGGCCCUUCAGUUUUGAAAGAUUUAUUCUAAAUUGGCCAUGGAAGAAUUCUGGUUUUGUCACUCUCUAAAAUUCAACCCAAAGUCCAAUUCUAUUUGAGUUAGCAUUCUGAGAGUAUAUCCAUAUUAUUAAGGUAGUAAGUGUAUGAAGUAACUUUUUUAUGCGUUGCUUUUCAGGAGUAGAGGUUUACCACUCUUAGGUGACUAAGCAGUAUCACAAAUAAACCCUCCAGCAAGUUUAAAAAUAAUUAGGUCCAACUCAGAGGAAGUGGAGUUUCUCCUGUUGCACAAAAAUGAUGUCUAACAGCUCCAGUGAAAUCGAUGUGAUAAAAACAAGAAUACCUACUUACGAUGAAGAUGACAACACUAUUCUUUAUGCGUAUGAAACAAAACCUGAAUUUGUCAAUAAACAGGAACCGAAUAUUGUAUCUGACGCAUCCUGUAAUACUGAAGAGCAACUGAAGACAGUUGAUGAUGUCCUUAUUCAUUGCCAGGUUAUAUAUGAUGCUCUGCAAAACCUGGAUAAGAAGAUUGAUGUGAUUCGUAGAAAGGUUUCAAAAAUCCAACGUUUCCAUGCGAGAUCCCUGUGGACAAAUCAUAAGCGAUAUGGAUAUAAAAAGCAUUCUUACCGGCUUGUUAAAAAGCUUAAACUCCAGAAAAUGAAGAAAAAUGAGGUUUACGAGACAUUCUCCUACCCUGAAAGUUACAGCCCCACUUUACCAGUGUCAAGGCGUGAGAAUAAUUCCCCGAGCAACCUUCCAAGGCCAUCCUUUUGCAUGGAAGAAUACCAGCGAGCUGAGCUGGAGGAGGACCCGAUCCUCAGCCGCACUCCGAGUCCAGUGCAUCCCUCAGAUUUCUCUGAGCAUAAUUGUCAGCCGUAUUAUGCAUCUGAUGGUGCAACGUAUGGUUCUUCUUCAGGGCUCUGCCUUGGCAACCCUCGGGCUGACAGCAUCCACAACACUUACUCAACUGACCAUGCUUCUGCAGCACCACCUUCAGUUACAAGGUCACCAGUUGAAAAUGACGGUUACAUAGAGGAAGGAAGCAUCACUAAGCACCCUUCAACCUGGUCGGUGGAAGCAGUGGUCCUAUUUCUAAAACAAACAGAUCCUCUUGCAUUAUGCCCUCUUGUCGACCUCUUCAGAAGCCAUGAAAUUGACGGGAAGGCUCUGCUCCUACUCACGAGUGACGUGUUGCUGAAGCACUUGGGGGUGAAGCUGGGAACGGCUGUGAAGCUAUGCUACUACAUUGACCGACUUAAACAAGGAAAAUGCUUUGAAAAUUGAAAAAAUCCUUGUGCAAAUUUAGAUUGGGCCAACUUCUAGAGGCACCAAUGCCUUCUUAGUGUGGAAUCAUUUUUCUGCCCUUUAGUCGUUUUUGUUUUGUAGAAAGUAUCUCUCAAAAUAUAUUAUAGCUAGAAUUGUAGAACUAUGUUAUAGUCCAGUCUACUUCUUUAAAAACCAUUUAAACUGCUAGAUAGUAUUAGAAUAGUCCAAUAGAAAAUUCAUUCUUUAUAGGUCUUUAAAAAUUACUUUUAUUAUAUUGUUUACAAAUAUAUUUCAUGCAAGAAACAGAAAAAAAAAAAAACCCUUUGAUUCUGGUUCAUCUCGAUACAGAGAACCAAAACAGCUAAGAGAGGUAUUAUCAGGGUUGACAACUCCUAUGAUUGAAUCUAUGGGAAUUAUUCCUCAGAAGAGAAUUUAAAGGUGUACCCAUAUAUAUCUCUUUCUGGAGUAUUUUAUCUGUCUGAUGUUGCAGUAUUCUACAAGUUUCCAGAAAGAGAAUAGCCAUAUAAAUUAUUUUCCUUUCUGCUAUUAUUUCUCUAUAUGUUUUAUUUAUUCAGAUUUAGAGUAAAAAAUAAGCAUAUAAACUUUUAUUAUGUGCUCUUAACAGUUUUAAGAUAAACUAUAGGAUAGAUAGAAUGGUUAUUUUAUGCAAGAAAUAUUGUACCGCAAGGGUGGUUUGGAUGAAGUCUGACUACUUUUUUUCAAACAAACUAUUAUAUUAAAACUGUCAUAUUUUGGCUAAGUUUGGACCUAUAACUACACUUUCAUUGUUUGCAUCUCUCUAUGAAGAUACGUCUGUCCAAACUUUUAAAAGGCAUAACUGUAUUUUAUGUGUUUAUUCUUUAUAUAGAUAGUAUUUUAUAUUUUAUUCUCACCCGAAGUAUUCACACAAUCUUUUUAAAAAAAAUUUGAAAUGGCAUUUUGUAUUGCCACAGAGGUAGGAUGAGCCAUAUAUUAGUGAAAUGUUUUAUUUUGUAAAAUAUAAAUGGAUUAUUUGCCAUCAUUAGUACCUCUCAACUUACUUUUUAGAGGACAAGAAACAAUCUGUAGAUUGGUUUCCAUACAGGGAAGUUCUCCGUCCUAUGCAAUGUUUCUAAUUAAUUUGCUUAAUUCUGAGCCAUUAAUCCUGCUACACUUUGAAUGAUACAUUAAUUCAGACUAAUCUUUGGGGGCUUUAUUUUGUAAGUUAGAACUUUCAAGGGAAACAUGUUCAACACUAUUAUUUUGUUAUAAAUUUAUAACUUUGUUAUUACAUUGUGUAACAAAUAUAAGGUUUACGAGCUAUGAGAAUUGGUGCUAUCACCAUUAGCUAUUUGCUGUAAUGUCAAGAAAAUGUUCACCAGAUGCAAGAAUGUACCUUUUCUUUUUAGAAAGCCAAAUGUACUUUAGACAUGAAUGCAACUAUUUAAAGAAUAGCUUCAUCAAUGUUAUUCCUUACAUGUCAUAAGAUUCUUACUUAAACUUGGUCUUCUUUCAAAUUGUUUGUAUGAAGAUGCUGUACCCACUUGAACAGUCCUCAGGUGUUUACAUAAAUACUAUGUUUUACAGUUUUCAUAUUUUAAAAUAUUAAUAAAGUUAAAUCACAAUAGUUCA
Messenger RNA from Homo sapiens (human), 9280 nucleotides. RefSeq names its product Scm polycomb group protein like 1 (gene SCML1). The record is from RefSeq and is a predicted model, not a curated record. Lineage: Eukaryota; Metazoa; Chordata; Mammalia; Primates; Hominidae. Gene Ontology annotation, cellular component: nucleus. The transcript is spliced from 7 exons. The coding region runs from base 6695 to 7687 and encodes 330 amino acids.